Anarrhichthys ocellatus (wolf-eel) is the source of this 3317-nucleotide messenger RNA. Its product is annotated as far upstream element-binding protein 2-like. The record is from RefSeq and is a predicted model, not a curated record. Gene Ontology annotation, molecular function: RNA binding. The transcript is spliced from 18 exons. Gene Ontology annotation, biological process: regulation of DNA-templated transcription. Lineage: Eukaryota; Metazoa; Chordata; Actinopteri; Perciformes; Anarhichadidae. Bases 106 to 2118 code for a protein of 670 amino acids.
UGCUGUGAUGUUUUCCUUGACCCGUUAGAUUCAUGACUUUCCUUCCCGCUGCUGCAGCUGCUCCCGGUCUUGUGCCCUCUCUCCCUCGCCUGUCCGCUCGCCAACAUGUCGGAGUAUAAUGCGGUACCGCCACUCGGAUCCGGGGACCCUCUGGGCGAACAAGCGGCUCUUGGGAACGGAGCAGGUGGCAUCAAAAAAGACGCGUUUGCGGACGCGGUGCAGAGGGCCCGGCAGAUUGCAGCUAAAAUUGGGGGUGACGCUGGCCCCCCCAUGAAAAACAACGCUGCAUCGGAGGGCUUUGGAUUCACUGCACAGAAGCGACAGCUGGAGGACGCAGAUGAACCGGAGAGCAAGAAGCUGGCCGGAGAGAGUGACUUGGAUUCAGCCAAUGCAUUGUCUAUUGGUGAACAGCUAGCUGCUCUUGCACAACAAAGGCCCGCCUCCAGCACGGAGGAGUACAGUAUACCGGACAGCAUGGUGGGACUGAUUAUCGGCCGUGGAGGUGAACAGAUCAACAAGAUUCAACAGGAGUCAGCUUGCAAGGUUCAGAUCGCACCAGGUACCGUCUUAAACAGCGGAGGCCUUCCAGAGAGGUGCGUCUCUCUCACGGGAUCCCAGGAAUCCAUACAGAAUGCCAAGAGACUGCUGGAUGAGAUCGUGUCACGGGGGAGGGGCACCCCCCCUUCUUCGUAUCACGAGUCCACCAACGGGCAGAACGGCACGGUGCAUGAGAUGAUGAUCCCAGCUGGCAAGGCCGGCCUCGUGAUUGGCAAAGGAGGAGAGACUAUCAAGCAGCUGCAGGAGCGUGCAGGGGUAAAGAUGAUCCUGAUCCAGGAUGCCUCUCAGGGACCCAACGUCGACAAGCCCCUGCGCAUUAUUGGAGAUCCUUACAAAGUCCAGCAAGCCCAGGAGAUGGUGCAGGAGAUUCUGAGGGAGAGAGACCACGGUGGCUUUAGUGAAAGAAAUGACUUUGGCUCCCGAAUGGGAGGAGGCAUGGAUAUCCCUGUACCAAGACACUCGGUCGGUGUGGUCAUCGGGCGCAACGGAGAGAUGAUCAAGAAAAUCCAGAAUGAUGCUGGAGUCAGGAUACAGUUCAAACAAGAUGACGGGACUGGUCCAGAAAAAAUCGCCCACAUCAGUGGUCCCCCUGACCGCUGUGAGCACGCUGCCCAGAUCAUCAACGAACUGAUGCAGAGCAUCAGGGUCAGGGAGGAGGGACAAGGGGGUACCCCAGGUCCUCCAGGCAUGCCUGCAGGCAACAGGGGCCGAGGUGGGGGACAAGGCAGUUGGGGGCCCCCCGGAGGGGAAUUGACCUUCUCUAUUCCCGCCCACAAGUGUGGCCUCGUGAUUGGCCGGGGGGGAGAGAACGUCAAGUCCAUCAACCAGCAGACUGGGGCCUUUGUGGAAAUCUCUCGACAGCCGCCCCCCAACGGAGACCCCAACUUCAAGCUUUUCAUCAUCCGGGGCUCACCGCAGCAGAUCGACCACGCUAAGCAGCUCAUCGAGGAGAAGAUCGAGGGACCUUUGUGUCAUGUCGGCCCCGGGCCAGGUGGACCGGGUCCUGCUGGUCCAAUGGGUCCCUACAAUCCCAACCCAUACAACCCCAGACCGCCUGGGGCACCCGGACCACCGCACGGUGGUCCUCCGGGUCCUCAGCACUACACCUCUCAAGGCUGGAGCAACACCUUCCAGCAGUGGCAGCCCCAUGACCCCAGCAAGGCAGCAGCCAAUGACCCCAACGCAGCCUGGGCGGCCUACUACGCUCAGUGCUACCAGCAGCCGUCGGGGACUGUGCCGGCCCAGUACCCCGCUGACCCAGCUGGAAGUGCCCAAACUUCAGGGGACCAGACCCAGCCUGCUCAGGCGCCGGGGGGCCAGCCAGACUACACCAAGGCCUGGGAGGAGUACUACAAGAAGAUGGCCCAGGCAGGAGGCUCUGUCCCUGGCUCGGCAGCUGCAGCCCCGGGGGCAGCGGGGGGAGCGGCGUCCACACCGGGGGGCCAGCAGGACUACAGCGCAGCCUGGGCCGAGUACUACAGGCAGCAGGCUGCGUACUACGGACCGACGGGACAGGCCUCUGGCCAGCAGUCCGCCCCCCAGCAAGGACAGACGCAGUGAGAGCUCAUGGCAGUAAGACGUGGGAGAGACGGGACGAGGAAGACCACCUGGAACCUGAGGCCAGGAUCUCGUGUGUUUUAAAUUUUCUUGUGAGGGGAAAUUAAAAACCGUCCUCACCACCAAACACCACCGGGAUACUUUUUAACAGAAAUAAGAACUGAACAAAACAUUCUAGUGCUUUGCUGCUGAGGGGAGGGAGACAGGUACACAGCUCCUCAGCGCUUCCGCAUACAUUUAUAUAUGAACACGGAAGCCUUGAAACGUGUACUUUAUUACAGAGGGGUUGCCAAUAAAGCUGUCUCAUCUUCCUUUUAAUAACUUCUUAAGACCCAUUUUUAUAGCACUUCAUACCCCUGUGUUAUAUUUACUGAAUUGCACAUAGCUAUUAGGACUAUAAUCAUAUUGUGUAGAAAUCCUUUUUACAGCGUAUUUGAUUUGCUCAAUGUCCUGACUUUUAAUUUCCCCUCAGCUGAGGCUCGCAUGGUACUUCAUCUUGUGUACAACUGGAUUCUUUUGCUUGUGAUGAAUGCGUUCACUCGCAGUAUUUUGUACGAGCCUGUUCGACGAUACGUACAAAUGAAUUCCACAGUGUUGAUUCGUGCAUGUGGGCUGACGACUAACUGCUGAAAGCUGCUCGAAGGUAGACGACAAAAAAAACACUGAAAAGUAAUAAUAAUAAAGAGCAAGAACGGCUUCUUCUGAUGGUGACGUGCCAGUUAUGUGAAAAUGUGUUAAUUUGGGAGGAGAGUCCUCUUAAGGUGGCAGGAGUUCUGGGCCUUACACCAGGUUCAGCAUCUUUGUUUCGGCCUUGGAUUAAAAAUGGCUUCCCUUUAACCGCCCUGCCAUAAACACCCACCAGUGUGAUGAUCACGACGUAAAACAUGUUUGGUAUCUUUGGUUUUAUGGAUGCCAACAAGAAUGCGUUGAUGGUUUUUUCCCUUCCCCACAGUUAUGGUGUGCAACAGAAAGAAAUGUAGUCUUCCAGUGUGUCUCACUUUAAGAUAUAUUGUAUAUGUACAUAUAUAUAUUCAGCAAUAUAAAGGCUGUUGGUUUUGACUUCCAGAGAUGUAUCAGGUAUGAAUCUUGUAUUUUGAACAGCAGCUGUGAGCCUGCCUUUGGCAGCAGUGUUGAUAUUGUUAAUAGACGACCACCAGCAGCGAUACUGAAUUAAAUUGAGGCAAAUGUUGAUUACUGUAAAA